CUAAAAUCUACGGAAUAGAAGAAAACCGAAGCGGAAUCAAAAAGCUCAGAAAUUUUCCAGAUUUCUCUUUGGCGUGACGAUGGCGCUUCGUGCUUCUCAAGGGACUAGCCGUAUCGUGACGGCUUUCCGACGUGUCGCUCGGCCUUUCUCUACUGACGCGGUGGUUGAAUCGGAUUACAAGCGUGGUGAGAUCGGUAAAGUCUCCGGAAUCCCUGAAGAGCAUCUUUCUCGGAAGGUGAUAAUAUACUCACCUGCUAGAACAGCUACCCAGCAAGGAUCUGGAAAACUUGGAAAAUGGAAGAUUAACUUCGUCUCCACCCUAAAGUGGGAGAAUCCAUUGAUGGGAUGGACUUCUACUGGUGACCCCUAUGCUAAUGUUGGGGACUCUGCCCUUGCUUUUGAUUCUGAAGAAGCUGCUAAAUCAUUUGCUGAGCGUCAUGGUUGGGAUUAUAAGGUGAAGAAGCCCAAAACGCCUUUAUUGAAGGCCAAGUCUUACUCGGACAACUUCAAGUGGAAAGGCAAACCUCAACCAGAAAACUGAUCUUACACCUCGAGCAUAAGGAGAAACCUCAUUUGAUCAUGUUUUUUUUGUUAAUUAGCAUCUGUGAGCUUUGGUUUGAAAGAAUCAUUAUCCAUGGUUGGAUUCUUUUUAAUGUUUCCUUAUUACAAUAAUAUGAUGAUGAUGAUGAAACACACUCCUUUGAUCAUCAAGUUUUCUGAUCA
Molecule: messenger RNA, 723 nt
Organism: Capsella rubella
Lineage: Eukaryota; Viridiplantae; Streptophyta; Magnoliopsida; Brassicales; Brassicaceae
Product: NADH dehydrogenase [ubiquinone] iron-sulfur protein 4, mitochondrial
Exons: 5
Coding region: 80-541 (153 amino acids)
Biological process (GO): electron transport chain
Source: RefSeq, a predicted model, not a curated record